AUGAAUAAUAAAUGUAAAGAUAAUCCAACAGAACAACAACUAAAUAACAAGCCACCAGAAUUGAAAGAUAAAAAAGGUGGACACAAACUAUUAACAAUUAGUUCAAAUUCAAAAUACACCCCACCUUGGACUACUCCCUAUAUUAUUGGGAUUGGUGGGCCAUCAGGUUCUGGUAAAACUAGUAUUGCUUCUAAAAUUGUCUCGUUAAUAAAUGUUCCAUGGACUGUUUUGAUAUCCACAGACAACUUUUACAAACCUUUAACAGACGCUGAAAGGAAAAAAGCAUUUAAUAAUGAUUAUGAUUUUGAUGAACCUGAUGCCAUCGAUUUAGAUUUGGUAUACAAAUGUGUAUGUGAUUUAAGGGCUGGCAAAAAAUGUGAAAUUCCUGUUUAUAGUUUUGUCAAUCACAAUAGAAUAUCAAAUAAGAAAAUCACAAUAUAUGGUGCCAGCGUAAUUAUCAUCGAGGGGUUAUAUACACUAUACGAUCCUAGAUUAUUAGAGAUAAUGGAUUUAAAGGUCUAUGUAGAUGCAGAUUUAGAUAUAUGUCUUGCUAGAAGAUUAUCAAGAGAUAUUGUGUCUCGUGGUAGAAACCUAAAUGGUUGUAUACGUCAAUGGGAAAAGUUUGUCAAACCAAAUUCAGUGAAAUACGUACUUCCUACAAUGAAUAAUGCAAAUGCUAUCAUCCCAUCCUUUAAUGACAAUAGAAUAGCCAUAAAAUUAUUAGUUGAUUAUAUUACUUCUAAAUUAAAAAGAAAAUCUAUGGAACAUGUCCAAGAAUUGAUUCGACUAGGCAAAACAGAAAAGAUUAGAAGUUUGAUGGACCACCCUAUGGUAUAUAUUCUACCCAAAACAAACCAAACAGAAUCCAUACAAACAAUAUUGUUAAAUAAAAGAACAAAAUUGAACGAUUUUAUUUUUUAUUUUGAUAGAAUUACUACUAUUUUGUUGUCACGUGUCUUAGAUAAUAUCCCAGUUGCUAAUUAUAAGACAAUAAUAACCGGUUCCAACUGUGAGAUCACUCACUGUACAAAUAUUGAUUUCAAUAUGAUUUGUGGAAUCACUGUAAUUCGAUCCGGAGACUGCUUCAUAAAAUCUCUGAAAAUGACUUUACCAAACGUACCCAUAGGUAAAUUACUAAUUCAAUCUGAUUCGUUCACUGGUGAACCCCAGUUGCAUUGUGAGUUGUUACCGCCCAAUCUAACUCAAUAUAAAAAGAUUUUGUUGAUGGAAGCUCAAGUGAUUAAUGGAGCUUCACUAAUUAUGGCAGUUCAAGUAUUAUUAGAUAAUGGUGCCAAACUAUCUAAUAUUGAUGUAGUUGUAUACGCAGCUACGGAAACAGGGUUACGUAGAAUAUUGAAUGCAUUUAAUGAAGAAAUACAUAUUUAUGUUGCUAUAAUGAUCUCAGAAAAAGAUUUAAGAAUGGGACGUAAUUCAUGGUGUUUAACGAGAUUUAUUGAUACUAAAUAUUUUGGGUCUGAAUAG
Messenger RNA from Arxiozyma heterogenica, 1482 nucleotides. It is a transcript of the gene URK1, whose product is annotated as uridine kinase URK1. Bases 1 to 1482 code for a protein of 493 amino acids. The record is from RefSeq and is a predicted model, not a curated record. The transcript has a single exon. Gene Ontology annotation, cellular component: cytoplasm. Gene Ontology annotation, biological process: pyrimidine-containing compound salvage. Lineage: Eukaryota; Fungi; Ascomycota; Saccharomycetes; Saccharomycetales; Saccharomycetaceae. Gene Ontology annotation, molecular function: ATP binding; uridine kinase activity.